UAGAAACUUUAUCUGUCAAAUGAGUGUAAAAAUGCGUUAUUAUGGCACAAUUUCCAAGUCUUUUAUUUUUAUUGUAUGUAAUGAUUCUUUGUUAUUUAAUCCAGUCUACAGAAGAUUUGUUUGGCACAUAAGACAUUGCAGUGCUGGUCGUGGUAUUUGGUUCUCUAAAAAUACGAAUCAGAUUGUCAAAGAUGCAAGAUCAGACUUCCCAACAGCAUACAAUCCGAAGUAUGUUGAAAGUAAUUGGUACAGCUGGUGGGAGAAGCAUGGUUAUUUUGUACCAAAUUCAGCAGAUACUGGAAAAUCAUUUAGUAUGGUCCUUCCCCCACCAAAUGUAACGGGCACUUUACAUCUGGGUCAUGCUUUAACAUGCACAAUACAGGAUGUGCUGGCACGAUGGCACAGAAUGUUGGGCUGUUCAGUUGUCUGGAUUCCUGGUAUGGACCAUGCUGGUAUAGCCACACAGGUGGUAGUUGAGAAAAAACUGUGGCAGGAGAAGAAGUUGACGAGACACGAUAUUGGCCGUGCCAAGCUUGUGGAAGAGAUCUGGAGGUGGAAGGAAGACAAGGGGAGCAUUAUCACCGAGCAGUUCAGGAGGCUCGGGCUGUCAUUGGACUGGUCGAGGGAAAUGUUUACAAUGGACCCAGUGCAGUCAGCAGCUGUUACAGAAGCUUUCAUCCGUCUCUUUGAUGCUGAUCUCAUCUAUCGAGCCAACUCCCUUGUGAACUGGUCCUGUGUUUUGCAGUCAGCAAUCUCUGAUAUAGAAGUCAACUUUAAGCAAGUAAUUGGAGCUACAGCAAUUGAAGUCCCUGGCCAUUUAGAACCCGUGGAGUUUGGUGUUCUUACUGACUUUGCAUACAAACUAUGUGACAGAGAUGGAGAAAUUGUAGUUUCCACAACACGGGUGGAGACAAUGCUGGGGGACACAGCGGUCGCUGUGCAUCCUCUUGACGAAAGGUACAAGAAUGUGAUUGGAGAACAUGUUUGGCAUCCUUUCCGAGAGGAGAGAAUUCCUAUUAUCUGUGACGAUUUUGUUGAUCCAAAUCUGGGAACAGGAGCUGUUAAGAUAACUCCAGCACAUGAUUAUGUUGAUUUUGAGGUUGGGAAGAGGCACAACUUGGAAAUGAUUUCUGUCAUCAAUGAAAAAGGAGAGCUGAAUGAAAAGUGUGGUGUAUUCACUAACAUGAAGAGGUUUGAUGCAAGGAAAUGCAUAAUGGAGCAGUUGGAUGCACGGGGUCUACUGAGAGGGAAGCGUGACCACACAAUGCAGGUUCCAUUUUGCAGCAGAUCAGGUGAUGUGGUGGAGCUGUUGCUGAAGCCUCAGUGGUUUAUUAAUUCUAAAGAAAUGGCUCAUCAGGCUCUUGAAGCAGUGCAAGAAGGAGAUCUAAGGAUUGAUCCAGCCGUCUUUGAGAAGACUUGGUACACUUGGCUGAGUGAUGUGAGGGACUGGUGUGUGUCUCGUCAGCUGUGGUGGGGCCAUCAGAUACCGGUGUAUGAGUGUUCAAGCAUCGUGAACUUGCAGUCCACACUGUGGGUGGCAGCUCGUAACAUUAAUGAAGCAGUCAAGAAGGCUGCCACCAAGCUCAAUGUCCUGGAGUCUGACAUCUUGAGGGUGCGCCAAGAUGAUGAUGUUCUCGACACGUGGUUCUCCUCAGCCCUCUUCCCAUUUUCUGCACUGGGCUGGCCAGAAAAGACUGAGAAGUAUUACCCUCUGACACUGAUGGAGACUGGCCAUGACAUAGUUUUCUUCUGGGUGGCUCGUAUGGUCAUGCUUGGAACUCAACUCACAGGACAGCUGCCUUUCAAGAAUAUCUUGCUCCAUGGAAUCAUUUGUGAUGCUCAAGGAAGGAAAAUGUCCAAAAGCCUUGGAAAUGUUGUGUUCCCUGAAGACAUUAUUGCAGGCAUCUCAUUGGAGGACCUGAACCGCCAAGCACGCAAGAAUUUUGAUGCUGGGCUUCUCUCCAGAUCUGAACUGGAGAAGACUUUGGAAGGUCAGAAGAAAAUGUUCCCAAAAGGAAUUGAAGAAUGUGGUGCAGAUGCUCUUAGAUUCACUCUGUGCUCAGCAAAUAUCAGAAGCUAUUUCAUCAAUUUUGACAUACAACAGUGCGUAGCAAACAGACUGUUCUGCAACAAGAUAUGGCAAGCCAGCAAAUACACUAGAAUGUGUCUUGAAAGAGUUCACACUGCUUUGGACUCUGAUCUGGACAGUUCCCGAGAUUACCUCAGUAAACUGGACAAGUGGAUUCUCAGUCGCUUGGCCAAUAUGGUAUCACAGGUCAACGAGGCACUUAGUGGUUCUGAUCUUCACAUUGCUACGUCAGCCCUGAAGACAUUCGUUUAUAGUGAAUUCUGUGAUUUCUACUUGGAGACGACAAAGCCGGUCUUGAAAUCGUCAGACACACAGGCUUCUGUUAUGGCGUGCAGGACGUUGUUGUGUUGUUUAGACACAGCUCUUCAUGCCUUGAGUCCUUUUAUGCCUUUCAUAACAGAGGAGCUCUAUCAUUAUUUGCCCCGCCUCAGCGGCCAUCACCGUAGUGAAAGUAUCAUGGUAGCACCGUAUCCGACACCUCAGCAGUGGGACCAAUGGAGGGAUAUGCAUGUAGAAAAGGAAGUUCAGCUUGUAAUAGACAUUAUCGCUGCGAUUCGACGAUUGAAGACGAAACACGGCAUCAAAGAUAAACCAGAAGUUCACAUUGUGAUGCCUUCAGCAGCAGACAGGCAGGUGUACAGUGAGCAUCUGACUGUAGUGAAGGUUCUAGCAGGGUGCAGGAACGUUGUCGUAGCAGAUCGGCAGUCUCCAGCACUCAAGAACAACUAUGUGGCCGAGGCUGUGGGGCCAAGUGGCUGUGUGCAUCUUAUUUCAAAGCAAGUGAUGGAUGCUUCUGAACAGGAUGCGCAGGCCUGCAGGCAGGAAGAGAAUUUACUAAAGGAGCUGGAGAAGAUGACUAAGAUCAGAAGUGCUAGUGGCUACAAGAUCAAGGCCCCGCGUCACGUGCAGGACGCUCACUUGCUCAAGGUUCAAAGUUUGGAAAAUGAACUGAGGCGAAUCAGAGAAUUGAGAGAAUCGCUGAGAAGACAAGUAAAUACUGAUUCCUGAUUAUCUUAUGUAGUGGUUUGUUCGAGAUCUGCGAUCAGCAGCUCAUUCAAUUUCCUCGUCGCUCUUUAAGGGCUGAAAUCCGCGUCUCGGGCCCAUCAGAGCGUAAUGGACCUAUCAAACCAGACGAAGUGGCGCUUACAUUGAGUUCUAUAACGAAAUCUGUCUAUUGAAGGAAGCUUAGAAUUUGAAGAGCAUGGAAUUCUGGCCGGUAGCACAUCGAAUGGAAGUCUUUCGUAUCGUAAAAUUUCCUCAGACCUU
This is a messenger RNA of Zootermopsis nevadensis, 3355 nucleotides long. RefSeq names its product valine--tRNA ligase. Gene Ontology annotation, molecular function: valine-tRNA ligase activity; aminoacyl-tRNA deacylase activity; ATP binding. Gene Ontology annotation, cellular component: cytosol. The record is from RefSeq and is a predicted model, not a curated record. Lineage: Eukaryota; Metazoa; Arthropoda; Insecta; Blattodea; Termopsidae. Gene Ontology annotation, biological process: valyl-tRNA aminoacylation.